Drosophila takahashii is the source of this 3612-nucleotide messenger RNA. Its product is annotated as adenylyl cyclase X E. The record is from RefSeq and is a predicted model, not a curated record. Gene Ontology annotation, molecular function: adenylate cyclase activity. Gene Ontology annotation, cellular component: plasma membrane. NCBI's taxonomy places the organism in Eukaryota, Metazoa, Arthropoda, Insecta, Diptera, Drosophilidae. Gene Ontology annotation, biological process: adenylate cyclase-activating G protein-coupled receptor signaling pathway; cAMP biosynthetic process; adenylate cyclase-inhibiting G protein-coupled receptor signaling pathway.
AAAAUUGAUAUUAAAAUAUAUUUAUGGAACUGUACUUGUUCUCUGCUUCAUAACUCAAAAUAAAAGUGUAGUAAAAUAGAAUAAUAGUGCAACCUAGUAAUUGUUCAACCUGAUUUUUAUUUAACCCUCUAAAUGGAUGGAUACCAAGAGGACGUGGUGGCCUACCGCUCGUUGAGCACCAUUAAGGGAUUGGAGUGCAGGCACUUGAGGAAGAAGUGCCGAAAUCUUCGCCUGGAAUUGGCCUGUUCUCGACUUCGGGAGCUGGCGAUGAUAGCGAAUGUGGGUCGCGUUAUUUGGCACAUAGAACUCUUAAUGAUCAUUCACAUAAUACUUUUGCUCUCAUUAGUUCGGGAUAUUGUGCUGGUCUCAUUGCUUCCCUAUUUAAUAAUAAUGAUCUUAACUCCGUGUAUUAUGAUAGGCAGCAUGCAGGAAGAUGUUUCGUUCACUGUUCACCUCCUCAUCUCAUGUCUGAUGGCUUUCUUUCUAACCAUAAUGGACAUCUCUUCUGAUCUCCUGGGGACCAUCCACCUUGAAUCGGCAUAUCCCAUAGUACCCACCUAUGAUCACGUGGUGCUGGUCUGUGUCUACAUGGCUCUUCCCAUUGCAUUCUUCAAGGGUUAUUGUGUAUAUAUCCUGGGCCUUACGGUUUCCCUAGUUUAUCUGGGUUUCGUUUGGUAUAUGCAGCAUCUCAACGACCAAGUUUCGCUGGCCCUGCUCGGCUCCUAUGCGAUAUAUCUCUUCAUUCUGAACCUUAUAUUUUCGUACUUUACUGUACUUCGUGAUUACUGCCUCAGGCGCUCGAUACUGACUCGGUACCAGUUGGUAUACCAAAAUAUUGUAUAUCAGACUGUUAUGAAAAAGGAAAAGGCCCUUUUGGAGUCCAUACUACCACGCAGAAUGAUUCGCACUCUGCAGGAGGAAAUCUGCAGUCGUAUCGAAGAUCAGGAUAAGAAGUUUACGCCUCUUAGGUCCACUUCAAGAAAACUCUUUUUGGAACCCUAUCCCGAAGUCUCUUGUUUGGUGGCCGACAUGGUCAACUACACGCAUUUAACGACUACCCUGGAGGCAGCGCAACUUGUGGAGAUCCUACAUGAUCUUUUUGUCAAUUUUGAUAUGGCCGCCAAUCGCAACCGAGCGAUGAGGAUCAAGUUCCUUGGGGAUGCCUACAACUGUGUGGCUGGAAUACCCAACUACUUUCCUGCCCACGCUUCCUGCUGUGUGGAUCAGGCCCUCGAGAUGAUUCGCAUUACCCAGGAUAUUAGUGGCCGGCGGAAUUUGGCCAUCAAUCUAAGGAUUGGUGUGCAUUCGGGGGAGGUAUUCGCCGGCAUCAUUGGACUUACAAAGUGGCAGUUUGACAUCUGGUCCAAGGAUGUGGAUAUUACUAAUCGGUUAGAAAUGACAGGCCUUCCUGGUUUGGUGCACGUUUCCCAGAGGACUCUAAGUAUGCUGGACGAUCACUAUGUGUUUAGCGAUGGAACUGAGGUGGCCAGAAAUGAUACGAUCCUGAAGCAAGCUGGAAUCCGCACCUAUCUGGUCAGCAGUCGACUGCCUGAUACAGUGGAACCCGGGGAUCUGGACCAGGACUACAGCAAUGCCUCCAUAACCUCUUAUCGCUUGAGUUACGCCGGUUACUACGAGGAUCUCCAGAUUAAAGCGCAGCGUGAGAUGAUGAAGGAGGUGGAACAGAUGGCGGUGGGUCACUGCAUCUUCGAGUGCAAGCGAAACAGGUUGACCAAGAGCAAGGGUUUCAGUGAGGAGCAGCUGUUUAACAAGCGGAUCCAUCUUUUCUUAGGAGUAUUCCGCAGCUGGAAGACUGAAUGGGGGUUUCACAAUCAACCCGAUCUCAUGAUGAAGUAUACUAUGAUUUUGGUUUGCUGUGCGGGCCUGGCUAUAUUAACCAUUAACUUGAUCGAACAAGCUGAUAAGUUGGAUAUCUUUGUCUUGGUGGGAAUACUUCUUGUACUGCUGAUCCUUUGUUUUCUCGCUGGUUAUAAGAAAUUGCGACGACAAUGUAAAAGACUGACACCCAUGUCGCAACCCUCAUGUUUCUUAAGCCGUUGGCUUCUGAGGAUCUCGGAACGCAUCGAGGAUUCGAUUUUUUUAAGGGUUCCACUGGCCAUUAUCGUAAUGCUUCUGCUCUACGUAAUGUCCUCUCAGACAGUGUUUUCCUGUGAUGUAGCCAAGUUAGAACUGGGUAUUAUUGAUGCCCAUCUGCAUAACGAAAAGUCCUAUGCGGAAUGCUUUGGACCCUGGACAGUGACCUAUUCAGUGGUCAUAGUGCUCAGUCUUUUGUUUGUCACCCUGGGUUGUCCGCUUAUAAUCAAGAUGACCUUGGGCCUCGUCAUCCUGGGUCUCCACUUGGGCACCGUUCACUUUUACUAUGGUUUCGCCUUUGAGCGCUCAGAGACCACAGAUCUGGGUCUAAAGGCGGACUAUGCCCACACCUGGUACCUGGUGGCCUUCUUCAUCAUUCUGAUAAUGCGUGAUCGUCACCACAAUUACCUGAAGAAGGUUUCUUACUUCAUGCGAAUUUGCUACGAGGAGACGCACAAACGGACAGAUGACAAGCUGCGCUCUAUUAAGAUCAUUAUGGCCAAUAUGCUACCUUCCCAUGUGGCAGAGGUUUUCAAAGUCCGAAGACCCAACGAUCAGCUCUACUCCGAAACCUUCUCCAAAGUGGCUGUGAUGUUUGCCUCCAUCGAGAACUUCAAUGCGGAUACGGCGGGUCUGAGAAUUCUACAUGAGAUUAUAUGCUGCUUUGACGACCUUCUGGUUGAGUACCAAAUGAGGUACAAGAUCGAGAAGAUCAAGGUCAUGGGUUGGACCUACAUGGCGGCCUGUGGCCUUCAAGUGGAUCACUAUACAGACUUUUCGAUCGACAUUCCUGUCAAGCAACCCGAAACGGAGUCCGAAAUGAGACGCAGAUCUAGCGUUCUGACUGUUCAUUUUGGUAGCACCGAGGACGAUGAAAUGAGUGGCGAUACUGUUAAUCAGCCAUUAGCCUUAGUGCAAGAUGGAGCCGUUCUGGUAAUGACCGAAUUUGCCUUGGAUUUACUCCGAAUUAUGUAUGACAUUCGGUACAAUGUCCGAUUUUCGGAGUACGACUCUUUUGCGUCGGGCAGUCUAAAGAUCGGCAUUUCCCAUGGACCUGUGAUGGCUGGCGUUGUGGGACUUUCAAAGCCCCAUUAUGACAUCUGGGGUCACACAGUUAACAUGGCUUCCCGCAUGACCUCCACUGGACUGCUGGACAAUAUCCAGGUCACCAGGCACACGGCAAAAGUCCUAAGACAAUUCAACAUUCGCUGCAAUUACCGGGCUCACACGGAGGUCAAGGGAGUGGGCAAGGUGCCCACCUAUCUGGUGGUCAUAGAUCCGGAUCUCACCUUCCAGGAUCACGACCAAGUGAGCAUGAGCGUGAAGAGCUCGAAGAGCAUGAUACUCGACAAUCUGCCCUUUGCACCAAGCUAUGUGGCUCCAAAGGCUUCUUCAACUUCGGAGGAAGAGGAAGCUGGAGAGGAGGAGGAUAACCAGGAAGAGGAUCAGGAGGAGGAGGAGGAUGACCUGGAGGAGCGCCAAAAAGGAGGCUUUCUCAUCACCAACGAAUCGUAUUAA